Messenger RNA from Anas platyrhynchos (mallard), 1898 nucleotides. It is a transcript of the gene NAIF1, whose product is annotated as nuclear apoptosis inducing factor 1. Gene Ontology annotation, cellular component: nucleus. The record is from RefSeq and is a predicted model, not a curated record. Lineage: Eukaryota; Metazoa; Chordata; Aves; Anseriformes; Anatidae.
ACGGGGGGGCUGAUUCUGGAAGCCAUUACGCCAGUGUCGCAGGGCGGAGGCCGUUGAGCGGGGCCCGCCGGCUGCUGGCGGUACGCAAAUUGCGUACCGUUGGCGGUUGCUAAGGGCCGCGGUUGGGGGGGGGGGAGCGGGAAGGGGGCGCGCGGCCUCCACAGGGCCCUGAGGGGCCCCGCGCCCCCCUCCCCGACCCGGGGGGGGCCGCGACCCCUCGAGGCGCCCCCAAAACCCUUUCACGAGGCUCCCCUCGGGGCCAUGGCGUCGCCGCCCGCCCCCCCGGCCAAGAAGCGCAAGAUGAACUUCUCGGAGCGCGAGGUGGAGAUCAUCGUGGAGGAGCUGGAGCGCGGCAAGCACCUGCUGGUCAACCACUUCAACGCCGGUGUGCCCCUGGCCGCCAAGGCCGCCGCCUGGCACGACAUCCUGCGGCGCGUCAACGCCGUGGCCACCUGCCGCCGAGAGCUGCCCGAGGUGAAGAAGAAGUGGUCGGACCUCAAGACCGAGGUGCGCCGCAAGGUGGCCCAGGUGCGGGCCGCCAUGGAAGGACAAGGCGGUGAAGGACAAGGCGGUGGAGCAGGAGGAGGAGGAGGAGGAGGAGGAGGCACGGCGGAGGGCGAGGAGGCGGCGGGAGGGGCGGCGGCCGCCCCCGUCAUCCUCACGCCCAUGCAGCAGCGCAUCUGCAACCUGCUGGGGGAGGCCACCAUCAUCAGCCUGCCCGGCGGGGAGUGCGGCGCGGGGGACGGCGGCGAGAUCCCCAUCACCGCCGCGGCCGCCACCGUCACGCUGACGCAGAUUCCUGCGGAGACGACCUACCACAGCCUGGAGGAUGGCGUCGUGGAGUACUGCACCACGGAAGCCCCCGCGACGGUUACGGCCGAGGCGCCCCUGGAGAUGAUGGCCCAUCAGCACGAGGUGUCGGCCAAACCCCAGGAGCUGAAAAGCCGAAUCGCCCUGAACUCAGCCAAGCUCCUGCAGGAGCAGCGAGUGACCAACUUGCACGUGAAGGAGAUCGCCCAGCACCUGGAGCAGCAGAAUGACUUGCUGCAGAUGAUCCGGCGUUCCCAGGAGGUGCAGGCGUGCGCGCAGGAGCGGCAGGCGCAGGCCAUGGAAGGCACGCAGGCCGCGCUCAGCGCCCUCAUCCAGGUCCUCCGCCCCAUGAUUAAGGACUUCCGUCGGUUUUUGCAGAGCAAUACGCCCAGCCCUUCGGUGACUGCUGACCCCAGCCAGACCGGGCAGCAAGAUGGCAUUAUCCAGUGAAAGAUACGAUACUGGGACGUCUUUCUUGGAAAACAAAACUGCCUCUGCUGCCGUUGGGCCCGGGGCGAGGGCUGCGAGCUCUUGUCGGUGUGAAACGGCCUCUCCUGGGAGGCUGGCCGAGCCCGGACAGCUUUCUUCUCCCCUAAUCUUAUGCUAAGCUGCCUUUUCAGACUCACCGUGCAGAGGGGUAGCCGGAUGUGUAAUAAAGCAGGAAUGUAACAUUGGUUGCUUUAGUUCCUCAGAACAAUAGAUUUGUUUAAAAAAACGUAGAAAAGAUGAUAAUUAUUUUUAUAUUUGUUUGAAAACCUCUCCUAAGUCUGAUACCUCGCUUCCUCCCCCCCCCCUUUCUCUCGCCUUUAUCUGCCUUGUAACAGGGAGAGCCUCCUUGUAUCACAGUGCUGAAGCUGCCAAGGUACAGUUACUGUAACUGGUGCAUGGCAGUGGGUGAUUUCCUGUCUCUUGCUGAAAGCAUUUGCUGGAAACGCGGUACCAGGGGCGGUUCAGCCCUGUCUCUGCACUGCGAGUGGUGGAUGCUGCUCUGGGAGCAUGAAAUGCAGCCCACGCAGGCCAGCCUCAAGCCUACAUGCGGUUUAAAUCCCACCCACGUCCCCUUAGGAUAUAAAUGGGGUUAAAAGCGA